Miscanthus lutarioriparius is the source of this 2109-nucleotide messenger RNA. Lineage: Eukaryota; Viridiplantae; Streptophyta; Magnoliopsida; Poales; Poaceae. The record is from the annotation of a GenBank genome assembly.
AUGCGACCGCUCCAAAAGCUUCUAGAAGCCGCCGCCGCCACCUCUACCCCUCUCGCCGCCGCGCAUCUCCACGCUAACCUUCUCCGCUCGGGCCUCCUCCACUCUUCGCACCACUUCACCGCGCAUGUCCUCGCGUGGUACCCUCCGGGCCUCGCCCGCGACCUGUUCGACGAAAUCCCCAGUCCGACGCCGCGCCUCGCUAAUGCGCUCCUCCGCGCCCACAUCCGCGCGCGGCAGUGGCGCGCCGCUAUCCUCCUUGGUCCGCGGCUCCGAGUGCGCCUGGACGGCUUCACCUUCUCGCUCCUGCUGAGGGCCUGCGCUGCGCUCCCCUCGCUCGCCCACGGCCGCGCUGUGCACGCGGUCGCCGUACGCUCUUGCACCGCGUCUGAAGACGCCUUUGUCGCCACAGCGAUCGUGCAGAUGUACGCCAGGUGUGGAGACAUGGUUGGGGCCAUCAAUGCGUAUGGCAUGCUUGAGAAGCCGGACAUUGUGCUUAGGACGUCUGUGGUAACCAGCUACGAGCAGAACGGAAUGGCCGAGGAAGCACUGGAGUUCUUUGCAAGAAAUGUGGUUGGUCAGGGCGCUAUGCUGACACCAGUCACACUUGUGAGUGUGGUGUCGGCAGCAGCACAGUUGGGGCAUGUCCGGAAGGGACAGGCGUGCCAUGCCUAUGUUGUCAGGAACAGCUUGGGCUAUGAUCUAGCUUUAGUAAAUGCUGUUCUUGGCUUUUAUGUGAAGAUCGGUGAUUGCCAGGCAUCUAUGAGGUUGUUUGAGGGUAUGACGGAUAGGGAUGUGAUCACUUGGAGCUGCAUGAUCAAAGGGUAUGUGCAACAUGGAGAUGCACACGAAGGGUUGAGAACGUACAGGGAGAUGGUUAAGGCACGUGUCCAGCCCAAUUCAGUGACUUUAGUGAGUGUUCUGCAGGCUUGUGCUCUUGUUGUCGAUGCUGAGGAAGGUAAGAGAGUUCACCGUGUUGCUGUCAGCAUAGAUUGUGAGCUUGAGGUGGGUGUAGCGACUGCUCUGGUUGAUAUGUACAUGAAGUGCUCAUGUCAUGAGGAAGCAAUGCGCUUAUUUCACCGGAUGCCAAAGAAAGAUGUGGUCGCUUGGGCUGCUGUCAUUGGUGGCCUCACACAAAAUGAACUCCCUGGUGAAUCCCUCCAUGUGUUCAAAUGCAUGCUGUUGGAUGAUCAUGUUCCUGAUGCCGUCAUGAUGGUGAAGGUACUUGCUGCAUGCUCAGAAUUUGGUGGUACUCGCCUAGCCAUUUGUCUCCAUGGCUAUUUAGUUAGAAAUGGUUUCAAUAAUAAUGCAUUUGUAGCUGCUGCACUUCUUGAUUUGUAUUCAAAAUGUGGAGACUUAGAUAGCGCUGUCAGGGUAUUUGAAGGUACUACAGAAAAAGAUGUUGUGGUGUGGGGCUCAAUGAUUGCUGGUUAUGGAGCCCAUGGCCUUGGUCAGGAAGCUGUUGUGUUGUACCAAAGGAUGAUUGCCUCAUCAAUUCAACCCAACAGUGUGACGUUUGUGUCAGUGUUAUCAGCAUGCAGCCACUCUGGCCUGGUUCAGGAAGGAAUACAAAUUUUUGAUAGCAUGACUCGAGUUUUUGGAGUCGUGCCAAAUGCCGAGCAUCAAAGUGCCAUGGUUGAUCUCCUUGGUCGGGCGGGUGAACUGCAAGAGGCUAUAAGGGUCAUUCGUGAUAUGGAUGGAAGAGCUGUUGCCCAUACUUGGUGUGCUUUGCUUGCUGCAUGCAGAGAACACAACAACACUAAGAUAAGCAAAGUAGCAGCAAAGAGUCUGCUCAAGCUGGAUCCUGACCAUGUUGGCUACUACAAUCUCUUGACAAAUAUAUAUGCAUUUGAUGAGCACUGGGAGAGUGUAAAGGACACAAGGGACAUGGUGAGGGGUAGAGAUCUGCGUAAAGUGCCAGGUUACAGUUCAGUUGAGGUCAGUAACUUAGUGCACACGUUCAUUGCUGGGGAGAGGACUCACCAAGAUUGGGAUAGUAUCUGUACAUUGCUCUGUGAUCUGUCACGAAAGUUGAGAGGCGAGGACUGCUCCUUUCAAGUAGACACUAGCUUUGCAUUCGUGGAUUCUGCUGACUGCUCUUCUUUGAGUUGA